AUGGGGCGAUUGAUAGAUGUUGUGGGAAUGAGUGGUAUCAUCUCUCUUGGUGUUUCUGCAUAUGCCUCUGUAGCAUCGGUUUGGCAUACGCACAGACGCAUGAGACACCGAACUGCAGUUCUAAACUCCAUCGAGGAUGAGAUUUGGCGAGCUCAUUCUUUGCACACUACUGGUGAAGAUCAAGCGUUGUGGAAAGCUGGUGAUAAUCGAUUCCUACCUAAAUUCUCAUCGAAGAAAACAUGGCACAACAUCAGGGUAGUGGCGGACCAGAAAAGUUGGGUUUCAGCAGUAUGGUUCACUGGGACAACUCCAAAGUGCGCCUUCAUAACUUGGCUAGCGGCUUUGAAUAGACUUACAACUGGUGAACAAAUGUUGCAGUGGAACAGAGGCGUCUCUGCAUCUUGCGUAUACUGCUCUAUCCCUGUCGAAACAAGAUCUCAUCUGUUUUUUGAAUGCAGCUUCUCUCAACAAAUUUGGGAUGAUUUAGCUCGAGGCCUGCUUGGUACAAGGCACACAAGGAACUGGGAUGAGGUUAUAGAAAUUCUCUCAUCAAACUCUCUAGAAUCUAACAACCUUAUUCCUUGCGAGAUAUGUUUUCCAAAUUUCCAUCACUUGGAUCUGGAGGGAACGCAAUCAAAGAAGACAUAG
Molecule: messenger RNA, 648 nt
Organism: Eutrema salsugineum
Lineage: Eukaryota; Viridiplantae; Streptophyta; Magnoliopsida; Brassicales; Brassicaceae
Exons: 1
Coding region: 1-648 (215 amino acids)
Source: RefSeq, a predicted model, not a curated record